This is a messenger RNA of Penicillium riverlandense, 243 nucleotides long. RefSeq lists its product as uncharacterized. The coding region runs from base 1 to 243 and encodes 80 amino acids. NCBI's taxonomy places the organism in Eukaryota, Fungi, Ascomycota, Eurotiomycetes, Eurotiales, Aspergillaceae. The record is from RefSeq and is a predicted model, not a curated record. The transcript has a single exon.
AUGGGCUCCGUACCUUGGACACAGGGACUCGUGUCCCUGUCCCCUCCUUCUACUACGAUCGGGCUAGCCCGCGCGAAGCCUAGUGCAACGGAGCCCGAGAUGGAAUUCGGGCUUUAUCUGGCUGCACUCGCCACGCCUGCCCACGCGGCCUUGCUGCCCUUUGCGCCACAUUGCGUCCUGGAAGCCGCCGGAUUGCUUGGCGCCAUGGAGAGUGGCUCUCCCAAGGCCCCCGCCCCCCUGUGA